AUGACCACCGUGACAGGGAUUUGCUCUUCCCUCCUGCAGUAUGAAAAGAUCCUGAAGUUGACAUCAGACGCCAAGUUAGAGUCUGGGGACGUGAAAGCCACAAUUGCCGUUCUCAGCUUCAUCCUCACCAGCGCAGCCAAGCACAGCGUGGACAGCGAGUCCCUGUCCAGCGAGCUGCAGCAGCUGGGACUGCCCAAAGAGCAUGCCACAGGGUUGUGCCGAUCCUACGAGGAGAAGCAGAGUCCCCUCCAAGACAGCCUCAGGGCUUGCAGCCUGAGAUUGAGCCAGCUGGACUCGGUUUCCUGGAGGGUGGAUUACACGCUCAGCUCCAGCGAGCUACAGGAGGUCAACGAACCCCUCGUGCACCUGAUGUUCAGUGUGCGGGACAGGGACAGUGGAGUGACGGAGACCGUCCCCAUGGCCGUGUCAGCAGACAAGUUCCGGGUCCUGCUGGCAGAGCUGAAGCAGGCCCAGGCCCUGAUGAAGACCCUCCUCUGAGGAGCAGGAGGAAGGAGCAGCCACAGGAGCUACCCGCCAGUGGAUCUCACGGCAGGACUCAGUGCACCGACUUGGCCCUGGGUUCUGCCCAAGUGGAGAGGGGGAAGAUGACCCUGGCUCUCUCUUUUGCCUGUAGGCUGGUGAUGGGGGCAGCGUUCCCUGCUGCUGCUUCCCUCCUUCCUUCCUCAAAACACUCUAGCCGCCCUCCCGCCUUUCCCCAGCCCUGUUCCCAGGGCCAAGACCGAAAGCGUCUUCCUCUGAGCAGGAACACCCUGCCGCAGCUGGGCUAAAGGCACUGCGGGCAGUCGGUGCCCUGCGGGGUGCAGG
Messenger RNA from Struthio camelus australis, 825 nucleotides. The record is from RefSeq and is a predicted model, not a curated record. Lineage: Eukaryota; Metazoa; Chordata; Aves; Struthioniformes; Struthionidae.